Penicillium griseofulvum is the source of this 1752-nucleotide messenger RNA. RefSeq names its product fungal specific transcription factor domain-containing protein. Gene Ontology annotation, biological process: DNA-templated transcription. Gene Ontology annotation, molecular function: zinc ion binding; DNA binding. The coding region runs from base 1 to 1752 and encodes 583 amino acids. The transcript is spliced from 4 exons. Lineage: Eukaryota; Fungi; Ascomycota; Eurotiomycetes; Eurotiales; Aspergillaceae. The record is from RefSeq and is a predicted model, not a curated record.
AUGGGGCGAAACAAGGAAAGGUGGAUCUGGGAGGAUGAUCAUGAAAGGUGCAAUCUUUGGACAAGUGUCAGCAAUGAGCUUCCAAAUGCAGCAGACGUAUUGGGCGACGAAUCGGGUAAUGAUACCGAUAACUUUGCCUAUGAUGUGAGCGACGAUUAUGCGAUACUCUCGACAUCUGCAACAAGAGACAUUCUUACCGAACUCCACCCGAACGCUUUGAAUAUCUUCAAAUUGUGGCAGGCAUUUCUCGAGAAUGUGAACCCACUCAUCAAAAUUAUACAUGCUCCAACUGUGCAACAACAAAUUCUAGAAGCCAUGAGUGAUCUGUCAAAAGUAAGCCGGGAGUUCGAAGCAUUGAUGUUUGCAAUAUACUGCAUCGCAGUGGUUUCCAUGCAAGCAGAAGAUGUCGAAAAGUCAUUCGGAGAAAGCAAGAAAGCCCUCCUAUCAAAGUGCAGACGAGGAGCCCAACUCGCUUUCAAAAAUGCAUCGCUUCUUCGUACAUCAAGCUCAGUGGUGCUCCAGGCGUUUAUGUUAUACCUACUUUGCAUGCGUUCGUUCUCUGACCCACAUACAAUAUGGACAUUAUGUGGCAUUGCAGUAAGAAUUGCGCAACGAAUUGGGAUUCACCGUGACGGGUCUGCACACGGACUUUCUGUAUUCGAAACCGAGAUACGCCGUCGUAUCUGGUUCCAGCUCGUGAUAAUAGACGCCACGUCUGCACAAUUCUGUGGUGUAGCACCAACGCCGCUCGCAGCCACAAUCGAUGUCCAACCACCAAUGAACGCAAAUGAUAGCGAUCUCGACCCUCGCAUGACCGAGCCAGCCUGCGAAAAGCCAGGUCCGACAGAAAUGAUGUUUGUUCUAGCACGGAGUGCAUUUGGAAAAUGGCUCCUUCGUUUGUCAAACCAAGCCGAGGGCUCCAAUACUGGACCAUGGGCCUUCUUAUCAUCUUCUUCGAUGCCCCUGAAAGAGAAGGACAAGACAAUUAAUGAACUUGAAGCACACAUGGAAGAGAAGUUCCUUCGGCACUGCGAUAAAUCCAUCCCGCUACAUAUGGCAACGACAAUGAUGGCGCGUUCGGCUAUAUACUAUACUCGGCUGAUGGCACACCACCCCCGUCAAUACCAGGAUCCCAACACUCGCAUCUCUCAAGUGGAGAAAGAUAUCAUCUUCGAGACUGCUCUCAAGAUGAUAGAGUAUGCUGACUACGCCCAAAACAAUCCAGUUGUACGGAAAUUCUUGUGGCACAUGGUGAAUCACAUGCCAUGGGAUGCUAUAAUAUUCUUGCUGUCGGAGAUGCAACACCGAACUGACGCCGAAGAGAAGAGCAAAGUGUGGCAAUUGAUUGGAAAUGUAUACUCUUCGCACAUCAAGGCGAUGAGCAAGAAUGAUCCAACGCCUCUUCACAUGGCUAUUCAAAAUUUGAUUGUCAAGUCAUGGCGGACGUACAUUGAAGAGUGUAACCUCAACAACCGCACACCAACGCCGUGUCCUACCAUCGUUUCAUCCUUGCUAGCCAACGCGCCCAAAAUUUCUAACCUGCAACAGGAGGAUGGAAACUUCCCAGCUGUUGAGCGUGGUGCUAGCCCACAAGACCAAUCUAGACAUGACCGUUCUAGUUCACAAUUCGGAUUGGAGGCCGAAACAUUUGGUUUAAUGCUUGGGGAUAGCCCGAAGGAUUGGAAUGAAUGGGACAAUCUUCUCAGCAACUUCCAAGGAUCUUUUACCGAUGAUGCACCAUAUCUGUCAUGA